This is a messenger RNA of Gamsiella multidivaricata, 1776 nucleotides long. RefSeq lists its product as uncharacterized. Bases 190 to 1620 code for a protein of 476 amino acids. NCBI's taxonomy places the organism in Eukaryota, Fungi, Mortierellomycota, Mortierellomycetes, Mortierellales, Mortierellaceae. The record is from RefSeq and is a predicted model, not a curated record. The transcript has a single exon.
CCAUACCCUUGUUGUCCAUUUGCACCUCCCUUUGUCUCUGCUACUUCUGUACAUAUAGCUCCUCACUCGUCCUCCCCCUCCCCCUUCGACUCCCUCCAUUACCCUAUCCUUCAUUACAAUCUGGCCAAACCUGUAUCGCUCCGCUCCACUAAUCCCUAGAAGCGACCUAAUCGAGAUACCACCAACACUAUGAAGCUCACACAACAUGUCGUCCUGCUCAGUUUGAGCAUGGUCGCAGCCCUCACUCUCCUCUCCCUCCCCUCCACAACAACACACGCCCUUCCUGCGAAUCAUCGAUCAAAAUCAUCCCUGUCACUAUCACACGCCUCAGUCCCCAAGCACCGCCCCAAGGCUACCCCCUCCCUCACACACAAGUCGCCUAAAAAGAAGUCCAAAAAGAACACCAAUGGCUCACCCUCCAAACAGCACACAGGACAAUUGAAGGCCGCCACGACCUCCCCUAUUCCCUCUUCGGACCCACCCCUGCUCCUCCUUCCUGAAUCAAACUCUGUCUGGCACGCAGGAUCAGUCGAAUCCGUACGGUGGUCAAAAAAGUAUGCCAAACGGUUACCCAAGGAUACAACAGUCGAUAUCAUCCUCGUCGACUCCAGGACCAACAAAAAGAUCCACUCGCUCAAGCGAUUUAUACCCUUCCGGAAAGGUUCUGCCCAGGUUUGGGUACCCUCCAAGAUACCCGAGGAUGCUUCCGUAAUGCUGGUCUUGGAACUGUAUCAUGGAUUGAGCCAGCAGCCCGCUGUAGUUGAGACCAAAGCUCUGAAUUCAACAACAACAGCAGCAGUAGCAACAACAACAACAACAACAACGGCAACAGCAGCAGCAGCACCGAAAACCGCAUCUGCAGAAACGACGACGACGACGACGAAGAACAUCCCGUCGAUUCUUCGGCGAUCAGAUAUCAACAUUACCCGUCGGGCACGUCGAGCCGCACCCGAUCAAGUCUCGACGACGACGUCUGCAGAAAAGAUCGCCCACGACAUCAACGACGACGAUUAUUACACGGGCGAUAGGGAAACUCAGCCACUCGAGUUCUUCCCAGACGAGCUCAGACAAGAAUACCCCAACGUAGUCAAGCCGAUCGAACUCGAGCACACGUUCGGCCUCCAUCAAAAGGUCUAUACCAUGGCUCCCUAUACCCUCGCAUGGAAGAUUCCCGAACGCGUCGCUGAAUUGCUGGAAUACACACAGGCACGACUUCGCCUAAUGAUGGACAAGAGCAUCGACCUGGCACAACAUCGCACCCUGCGUGAUAACACCAAGAACUUCAUAGCCAAGAUCCUCGUCGAGCUCGUCCAGGACCAGACCCUUGAGCUCGUGUCUGUCCUCGCGAGGAAUGUGCCUGCAGAGACGAAAUUCCAAUACUUGCAAAUCCAUGAUCGUGUGCCCCCAGCCUUCUAUCGUCUUAAGGUCCAGAUGGUCGUCGUCGAAAUCCAAGGUGCUCCUGAGUCUGUUGUGGGUUCGGAUUCUGUCACCGACACAUCCAGGGGCCGACAUACCCACGGGGACUACAUGGAUGGCUGGGACUUUCCCAGUGGUGGACGUGUCAUUGAUCGGUACGAGUCUAUUACUAGACGAUUCUGGGUCUCUGCCGGGGCGCUGUAAAAAGUUGUCGUCAUAUUUAUCAUUUCUACCAGCGCAUCCCAUCCCUCUCCUCUCAUUACCCUCGCCUGCAUUAACGAUAUAGUGCAUAUCCCCUGCAUAGUAUCACUCCGCUCUAGAAACCCUCAAUUGUCCAACAAGUAAUCAUUUAUUCGAAUA